Messenger RNA from Hyphopichia burtonii NRRL Y-1933, 2031 nucleotides. Its product is annotated as DNA cross-link repair protein PSO2. Gene Ontology annotation, molecular function: 5'-3' DNA exonuclease activity; damaged DNA binding. The transcript has a single exon. Lineage: Eukaryota; Fungi; Ascomycota; Pichiomycetes; Serinales; Debaryomycetaceae. The coding region runs from base 1 to 2031 and encodes 676 amino acids. The record is from RefSeq and is a predicted model, not a curated record. Gene Ontology annotation, biological process: double-strand break repair via nonhomologous end joining; interstrand cross-link repair; protection from non-homologous end joining at telomere.
AUGAAAAAACAGACGUCUAUCCUUGAUUUCACCAAGAAGUCCGAGAUCUCUAACGCGUCGGGGCCAGAAAUCGUUGAUUUAACCGGUGAUUCAUCAGUGAUUAAAAAUGAAGAUCAGGACUUGGUCAGCUGUCCAGUUUGUCAAAUCAUCAUCUCUUGCUUCAGCAUGAAUGAUAGAAUCAAACACGUAGAGGAGUGUUUGUCUAUUUCGUACGUGAAAGAAAAUUUUGAAGAUGAACAAUCAGUUAAAAAGAGAAAAAUUGAUACUUCUUCUUCUUCUACGAGUGCUGCUGGUAAGAAGAAUGUGGCCAAGAAGAUAGAAUCCCCCAAGUCGCUCAAACAGAGGUACAUCAAUAAAGAUUCAAACAUCAAGAAGCCAAGAUUAGCAUCUCCAAGUAAUGAAAGACAACCAAAAAAUGUUGAUACUCCGACUAGAAUAGACUCGAACAAACCCAUAAUUUAUAAGAGAAGGCCAAUACCUGAUUUGAAGAUCCUUAACUGCAAAGUCUCGAUUAACCAAUCGUAUCUAAUAGCGGUUGACGCUUUUAACUUCAGGCCCCAUGAGUCUAUUAGUAAGUAUUUUCUAUCUCACUUCCAUUCAGACCAUUACGGAGGGAUCAGUAAAAAAUGGUGUUCAGAAGGUUUGGAACUUAACCCUAAUAGGAAACAAAUAUACUGUUCGGUUAUCACUGGUAGACUACUUAGAAUACGUUUCAAUAUCGACCCCACUUAUAUUAGACCAAUGAAGAUGGAUAAACGUUAUUUGGUACAAGAAUAUGAUGAUUGGAACAAUACUGAUGAUUAUACAGAAUCCGAAUCGAAUAAUCCAGGACUCUAUGUCACCUUGAUGACUGCAAACCACUGUCCUGGUGCUGCAAUUUUUUUAUUUGAAUCAAUUGCCUUGAAUCAUGCUAAACAAUUCAUGCUUCAUUGUGGUGAUUUUAGAGUUAAUAAAGAUAUGAUUGAACACCCUGCUUUAAGACCUUUCCACCACGGUAAUGUUUACACUUUAGAUAAACUUUACCUUGAUACUACUUAUAUGUCACGUAAUUAUAAUUUCCCAAAACAAGAGUUGGUCUGCGAAGAAAUUAGUGAAAUGUUUUAUCACUUAAUAAUGGAAGAUACUUUAUUCAAUACAUGGUUUGGUACUCUACAAUCCAGAAUAACUGAUUUUUUAUCGCUUUCAAGACUGAAAAAGAAAAAAAUAUUGAUACUAGUUGGUACUUAUUUGAUUGGUAAAGAAAGAGUCGCUAUUUCAAUUCUGAAAAGACUCAAUAAUAUUCCUAUAUUUGUUUCAAAUAUUAAAAGUAGAGGUGAUAAAAAUGAAAUUUUACGAUCUUAUGAUGAUUCCUUUUUAAAUUCAGUUAUUACUGAUGACGAUCUUGGUCUUGAUUCCGAUUUCAAUGCAGUGAUCCAUUUAGUUCCAAUGGAUAUCGUUAACUCGGUAGGUGAGUUGUCAAGUUAUUUUAACCAUAAUCAAUACUUCAAUCAUUUUGAACGCUGUAUUGGGCUUAGACCGAGUGGUUGGACUUUUACCGCUCCCGAUAUUGAUAAAUUUGGUCCUCAAGAACCCAACCAAACGUCUGAAGAUGAUCCUGCAGUUGUUGAUGAUGUUGACUUAAGUCAAGUUAAUAAAGAACAAGAAUUAUCGGCAAUAGUGAAUACUUUACAAAAUGCACCCAUGUUUAAUUAUGUUGAAGAUGUAUUGAAACAAUUUCCGCUACCGAAUAAAUCAACAAGAUCAAACAAAAAAAAUCCUCAUGACAAUUCAUUGUAUAAAAUUUAUGGUCUACCUUAUAGUGAACAUUCAUCUUAUCGUGAAUUAUCCUUUUUUGUUAUAUUUCUUCAAAUCGGUCAAAUUAUUCCUACUGUUAAUACCCAUAAUGAAUGGAGUGUUAAGAGAAUGGAUGAUAUUAUCAAUUUAUGGUUGACCAUUAAGGAAAUUAAAUUUCAAAAGUCAAACAUAAAUAAUCAUAAAGUAAAUGAAGACCUACUGAAUAGUAUAAAUAAACUAACAUUAGAUGACUUUUGA